ACAAGUUCAGGAAAGCAGGCGUUGUUGGGUUCCUUCGAUUGACCCAGCAGCAACCGAGCAAAAAAGAGAAAUUAGAAGGGAAAAUGUCCAGAUCCGGUGUUUUUUUUGGUAAAAAUCCAGAUCUGGUGUUGAUUGAGGGAUAGAGAGAGAAAGAAAAUGAAAGGAAGAAAUUGUAGGGCUCAUUGGGGGCGUUUCACUAGAUCUUUGAGGGGAUGGGUCUUGGUGGAUGCAUUGUUCUGCGGUGGCGCCGGUGAUUACCUCCCCAUGGAGACAGAGGAGGUGAGUUUGGGAGUUAACGGAUCAUAACGGAAAGUGAGUGUGUGCAAGGAAGUAUGUAACGGAGGAGUGUGUUUGUAGC
Rubroshorea leprosula is the source of this 358-nucleotide messenger RNA. Lineage: Eukaryota; Viridiplantae; Streptophyta; Magnoliopsida; Malvales; Dipterocarpaceae. The record is from the annotation of a GenBank genome assembly.